Molecule: messenger RNA, 1074 nt
Organism: Peniophora sp. CBMAI 1063
Lineage: Eukaryota; Fungi; Basidiomycota; Agaricomycetes; Russulales; Peniophoraceae
Source: the annotation of a GenBank genome assembly
AUGGCACCUGUCCCGAAUAGUCGACUCGUAUUCCGCGAGCUCCCUUCCGGGCUUCCAGAUCCCAGUUCGGUUUUCGAACUCGAUGCUACGCCGACCAUCGAUGUCAACGCGGUUGAGCUCGACGGCGGCUUUCUUGUGAGGAUACUGUCUCUCAGCUUGGAUCCGUAUAUGCGAAACCGCAUGCGCCCGGCCGAUACGGAAGGCGAUAUGCCCGCUUUGCCCCUUGGACAGGUAGUCACCGGUUUCGGAGUCGCGCAAGUCGUACGCUCUGAGCAUCCCAGCUUCCCCGCGGGAUGCCACGUCGGCGGAUUCAUGCCCUACCAAGAGUAUGCCAUCUUCAGAGACUCGAAGGAAGGCGCAGACGAGUCUGCUGCCAUGCCAGCUCUCGGGAUAACGCGCCUGGAGAAUCGGUACAACCUCCCGUGGCGUUAUUUCGUCGGGGCCCUUGGCAUGACGGGACAAACGGCGUACUAUGCAUUCAAGGAUGUCUCGAACCCAAGACCGGGAGAGACGAUCUUGAUAUCUGCUGCUGCAGGCGCAGUCGGGCUGCUUGCGGUGCAGUACGCUCUAUCGCUAGGGCUUCGCGUCAUAGCGACCUGCGGAAGUGACGAUAAAGUUGCAAUUCUGCGUGGUCUAGGGGUGAAACAUGUUCUGAAUCGCCAUACUGAUGAUAUCGCCGCCGAACUGAAGAGGCUGGGACCAAUCGACAUCUUCCUUGACCUUGUAGGAGGGCCGUUGCUCGAAGCGGCUAUCUACAAUGCGGCCAUGAAUGCGCGCUUCCUUAUUUGUGGGUCGAUAACCACGUACAACGCACCGAUGUCCGAAGCGUUUGGGGUCCGGAAUCUGUGGCUAGUCAAUCGCUAUCGAAUCACCAUCCGCGCCCUUGUCGUAAUCGACUGGCACGAUAUGUACCUGGCCGAAUUUUACAGCGUUGUGCCGAAGAAGAUCGCAGACGGUGAAAUCAAGGUCAUCGAACACAUUUGCGACAACUUCGAGCAUGCUGGACAAGCUUUCGUGAAUAUGCUCACGGGGAAAUCCAUAGGGAAAUCCGUCAUCGUUCUUCGGGAUGAGUAG